AAUGAAUAUAUGGACUCUGUACUUGAAUAUAUUAGCAAUUCUACUCAAGGAUUCCAAGUUUAAUAGCUUAGUCAAGUUGCCUGGAUUCGAAAAAGUUGGUAGCCUACAAGAUGCCUGCUUUUGUAUAUGGAAUAAAGUAAAAGAAGGACAUGGAGGAAUACACUCUGUUGAUCCAGGAUUAGUUUCUACAAUGUAGGAUAAGUAUGGAUGUUAACCUGCAGCAAUACAGCUGUGCGAAAGUUGUGGCAGAGGAAUGGCUUUAUAGUCUCUCAGAUGCGAUUCUUGAUCAUAUAUCACAACAAAUCGAAAAUGACGAUGAUCGUAUAUCAUAUGCAUAUAAUAAGAUCGUUGAGCUAUAUAUCAUUCGUAUCCUACCUGGCCUGUAUGAUUUUGAAACUGCAGAGAGCUUUCUUGAAUAUAACUCGAUUCUAACUGGAACUAAACUGGAGUCGCUCAAAUUAUCUAUCAAGGAACAUAAAGAACUAUUAGAGACUCAAAAGAAAUUAAAAGAAGAAGAAGAAAGAACAAGGAUAGUAGCAUUAGAGAAUGAGAGAAAGGAAAAAGAGGAAGAAAAAAAGAAGAAAGAGAUAAAAGUGAAAGAGGUGGACUUUUUAGAGAAAGAGGGGGUUAAAGAAGAGAGUACUGUUGUUAAUAGCAGUAAAGAAAAUGAAACUAGCUCUAACAAUACAAUCGUCGACGGCAAGAUAGCUAUAAGUAAUGAAAGAGCAAGGCAGGUUAUUGUGAUCAAGCAUUGGAUAAAUCAGAUAUCAGCGAAAGGCAUUGCUUCCUAUACAGCCGCUCUAUUAUUUAUAUUUGCAUUUUUAACUCUUUUAAGAAAAAGGGGAAGACUGUCUCUUGUCUUGGAAAAACUUUGGCAGACCAUCAAAAUGGGUACCAAGGUUACUUAUAUGUAGAAAUAAAUCUUUAAGGACUCCCCUCGUUCACAUGUAAAAUGGUACAAAAUGGACAUUGAUAUUAAUAGCAUCAAGGGCUGAAGAUAAGAGUGUUAGUGUCAGACAUCAUCCCAUGCUCUACAUUAACUUGAGCAUACUUCAUUCCACCAAAUAGACGAAUUGUAAAACGUAUUAGAGGCAUGCUAUA
Molecule: messenger RNA, 1101 nt
Organism: Rhizopus microsporus ATCC 52813
Lineage: Eukaryota; Fungi; Mucoromycota; Mucoromycetes; Mucorales; Rhizopodaceae
Exons: 3
Coding region: 204-914 (236 amino acids)
Source: RefSeq, a predicted model, not a curated record